Gasterosteus aculeatus aculeatus (three-spined stickleback) is the source of this 650-nucleotide messenger RNA. It is a transcript of the gene tsr2, whose product is annotated as TSR2 ribosome maturation factor. The record is from RefSeq and is a predicted model, not a curated record. NCBI's taxonomy places the organism in Eukaryota, Metazoa, Chordata, Actinopteri, Perciformes, Gasterosteidae.
AUCCGGAUCGGCUGUUUCUGUCUGAUCCGGAUCGGUUGUUUCUGUCUGAUUCAGAAGGUCUCUCCGCUCAGAUCCAACAUGGCGGCCCCCGCAGCUUCGCAUGAGCUCCUGGCGGAGGUGGUGAGAGCGGUUCUUCACUCUUGGCCUGUUCUACAGAUCGCCGUGGACAACGGCUUUGGGGGCGUGUACGGCCAGCAGAAAGCUGAUUGGAUGGUGGAUGUCGUCCAGCAGUACUUUCAUGACAAUGCUGACCUGCAGCAGAGCGAGGUCGAGGACUUCGUUGCUCAGCUGAUGGAUCAGGAGUUUGACACCGUGGUGGAUGAUGGGAGUUUACCUCAGGUGUGUGACAGUCUGAUACAGGCGUUCAGUCAGUGGCAGCAGGGGGCGCUGCAGCAGCUCAAACACACCCUCAACACUCUCACUCAUAAGAAAGGUCAGAGGGCAAAGGUUACAGCUCCGCCCACACAAUCCGAUGAAGACAGCAGUGAUGAAACGCAGGUGAUGGAGUGUGACCCUGCUCCAUCGGCCAGCAGCACAGAGCCUCCUCCUCCUCCACCUGCUGACGGAGAACCAGGCUGGACGGUGGUGCGUAAGAGGAAGUGAAGAAUGAACUGUUUGGAUGUUUUUAUAUUAAAGCUGUUGGGUUCUCG